Molecule: messenger RNA, 3383 nt
Organism: Rotaria sordida
Lineage: Eukaryota; Metazoa; Rotifera; Eurotatoria; Philodinida; Philodinidae
Source: the annotation of a GenBank genome assembly
AAUAUUAUAUCGUUUUCUAUAUUAUAUAUAUAGACAAAUAACAAAUAAAAAAAUAUUUUGUUUUAUAUUUUUAAGAUAGAAAAAUUGAAAAAUAUUCCCAGGCAUAUAGUAGAAAAAAAUUAAUUCAUUUAUUAUUAUCUAUAUUAUCAAUAUAGCAAAAUAAGGAAUACAAAAAAUAUAUGUUCCAGUAUAUAGUAGAGGAUACAUAGAAAAAAAUAUAAUUUUUCAUCUCCUGAUCGUCUUAGAAAAGCUUCAACAUCGAUAUUUUUUCUGUCGAAAUAUUUUGUGAAGAAAAACGUUCUCUAUUAUGUGAAAAUUUCCGAGAUAUAUCUGUACUUUGACUAAUCUAUUAUACAAAGCAUUUAUUUGUGAUGUCAAAUAUGAUUUUACGAUUCCAUUAAUAGAAAACAUUGUCUUGCGCAGGACAAUUUUGUGUAUGUUGUACAUUUCUCCAUAAUAGAAACUAUUGAAUCAACAAUUCUCAAAUAAGUAAAAGAACAUGAUAGAUCACACAGAAUCAAAUAAGAGUAGACAAGACUUGGAUUAUGUAAUGCUAUAACUUUCUUUUGUUUAUGAAUCCUAUUUAGUCAGAUAAAAUCAGAUCAGAAUCCUUUACUCUGUUCUUAUAUAUUUCUUAAUCUCAGAAUCUAAUAAGAUGUCCAAUGACAUCUUUUAUUCUGAAUCUGACAAAAGCAUUAAAAAAAUGCAUCUAUUUUCACUGUCUCUUUUUGAUCUCUUCUAGUACAUUUCUCUUUUUUCUUUCCUGUCUACUUUACAUCUCAUGCAUAUCCCUUCUCUCUUGCAUUCUUUUUGUGCAUGGCAUCGCAUUUAGUCUAUUUUCAAUAUUCUUGUUCAGAAUCUUUGAGAAGAUUAUUAUUGUCCCGAGAUUUCUAUUAUAUAUAUCCGCCCUUGUGCCUAUGAUAUUCAUUAUGUUCAGAAGAAUUCAGUGAAAACCCUCCCAGAAUCGGUUUGUGACGAGCACUUUGUUCAGGGAAUUUUUUGUAUUUACUGUUCUAAAUAAAGGAAAACUAUAAUUCUAAUAAUUACUUUACAAGACUGAAGAGAAAAACAAUCUAAUUUGGGCAAGAAUACCAGUCCAUCAAUCAAAAUCAUAGAAAUAUGAAUACAUGUUAUCCUAUUAUCUCCAAAAAUUUGCUUGAGCAUCCGAGGGUUAAAUACACAUAAGUUUUUGAACAUAAUUAAAUCUACGAUUGAUAUCAAAUAGUAGCCUAAUAAUUUAUUGCUUUAAAAACGUUUUCAUAAAAUUCAGAGAUAGGCACCUCCAUUCUGUCCUGUUCCUACUCCAUUUUCACUCUGAUAUCAACCAUUCCAAAAUACUUACUCUUCAGAUCCUCCUGAACAUAUCCAUAACAUACGAGCUUACAGAAGACUUCUCAGAACAAGUACUACAUAAGGAUUAUAACAUGAUCCUCAUAGAAGAUAUUCAUUAUUUUGAGAUUUUGGGAUUUUGACAAAGUAUCUUAUUUAGUCACCAAGAUUCUGUUCUAGGACCCUAAUACAAUGGUUUGAAGAUGGCGUUCAUCAAAAGUUAAAAAUAGCAUUUCAGAACACUUUCUUUUUCAAAGCCCAUAAAAUCCAUAGAUCCCAAUGUUUGUCACUGGAGAACUCCGUUCGGAUUGACAUCCACCUUUUCAGCAUUUGUAAAAGAAGAAGUCCCCUUAGAUUAAAUAGAUUCGCGUGGGAUCCUCUCAACUUUGUUCAAUUUCUCCUGUAUCCAAACCUUCUCGUGAUCUUACUCAGAGUACAUCACAGUUGUUCUUCGAACAGCUUGACAUAACUUAUCAAAAGCCUUAUAAAAUUUCACCGGCAUUCUCUAUGCAAAUACUUAGGAGUUUCUUCGGCAGAUCUACAUUCAUCAUACAGUAAAUCAUGUAUCCUUAAGGUUUCCUAAAAAACAUAGGGAUUAGGUUUGAUAUUUUGUUGUUCAACGAUUCGAUAUUCUUCUCACAUGAUGCAGAUAGAAUCUCCUCUGAUAUUCAUAUAAAUGAUCAUUCUGCCAAAAAGAUUCUGAAUUCUUGCAAUUCUGAAUAAAAUCCUCAGAUCCUUAUGUUUUUCUAUCAAAAACUUACAUGGAAUUAGCAUUACUCUUUCUUGGAGAACCUCCUUACAACAAUCUCCAGAUAUUAUUUUUAUGAUCAAAAAGAUUUUGGCAAAAACUAGAAGUAACAUAGAUGUAAGAAUCGUUACCAAAUCCUUUUUUUCUCAUAAGAAACUAGGAAAAGACUUCUGAAUUUUUAUCUGUGGAGUGAGCAUUGUCAAAGAUGAAUGUCAUAUUUGUAGCGCUUGCUCUCACGAGAGACGGGAUCCCUUCGACAACGACGAUUUCUUUUCUUUUUUUGUUCAUUGUAGUAAUUCUCAAUAUUCCAGCCGAUGCCCGAUGGGCACAGAAUGGGGUGACUGUUGCUGGAGGUCAUGGACGAGGCAGUGCUACCAAUCAACUCGACUGGUCUUAUGGUCUCUUCGUUGAUGAUGAUCAAACGAUGGUUAUCGCUGACCUCCGCAAUCAUCGUAUCAUCCAAUGGAAGAUGGGUGAUAAGAAUGGACAAGUAGUAGCUGGUGGUCAUGACCAAGGAAGUCGAUUGGAUCAAUUGAAAUACCCAGCCGAUGUGUUAGUUGACAAAGAGACGGAUAGUCUCAUUAUUUGUGAUUUGGGGAAUGACCGAGUCGUACGAUGGUCUCGUCGUAGUGGCACAACUCAAGGAGAAAUUCUCAUCGACAACAUCUGGUGUUGGGGAUUGGUCAUGGAUGAUCAGAGAUAUCUCUACAUCUCUGACACCGACAAACAUGAAGUAAGACGAUAUCAAAUAGGAGACAAGAAUGGAACUAUCGUGGCUGGUGGCAAUGGCGAAGGUGCUGGCCUCAAUCAACUCGACUACCCGACCUACAUCUUUGUCGAUCAACAACAGACUGUCUACGUGUCAGACAGGGACAAUCAUCGUGUAAUGAAAUGGAAUAAAGGUGCAAAAGAAGGAAUUAUAGUCGCUGGAGGUCAAGGCCAAGGGGAUGCUCUGACACAAUUGUCGUAUCCUCGUGGACUGUUCGUCGAUACAUUGGGUACCAUCUAUGUAGCAAACUCGGGGAAUAGUCGAGUAAUGCGUUGGCCUAAAGGAGCGAAACAGGGCACUGUCAUUGUGGGUGGAAAUGGUGAAGGAGAAGGAGCAAAUCAGUUCAAGUCUCCCGAGGGUGGAUUUAUUACAACAGAAAAGAAUGAAACAAGAUAUAUUCUUCAUUUGAAUAAAAAUUUAUUUAUAUCGACAUCAAGAUCAACAAUUUGUUAUUCAUGUACAAUGAUUUGGAGAAUUUUAUGCUUAAUGGAUAAUGUUGAUAAAUUCAUGUGUACAAUUAAUUUAACUAAUAAUUAA